CUGAAGGGCAGAGGUGCCCGGAGCCCUGCAGGAUGGAGGGAGAAGGAGACAACUUGGUGAAGGUGUUUAACUUACUGACUGUGUUUGAAGACAGCAGGCCUCCUUGGGACCCCAGGUGCUGAGACCAAAGACCCCGACUCUGAGCAAGAGCAGCACAGCCCCAUGUCCAAGAAACUCCAGACUCUUAUGGAGCCCUUGUUUGAUAUGACUUCGGAGCCCUGGGAAGGUGAGAGCCUGGAAGACAGAUGGGGACCUCGCCACAGGCCAGUCAGCACCAGAUUACUGAGUUCCCUGAAGAAUAAGAUCUCUGGAGGAGGCUGGAGGAAAUCAUGCGAAGCUACAGUAAACACCAGGAAGCAGCUGCAGGAGCCAGAAGAGAAUAAAAUUGUCAGGGAACUCUUGGAGACAGAGCAGACCUAUGUGUCCCGCCUCCACCUGCUGGAUCAGGUUUUCUUCGAAGAGCUGCUGAAGGAGGCUCGCAGCAGCAAGGCUUUUUCUGAAGAUGUCGUCAAACUCAUCUUUUCCAACAUCUCCUCCAUUCACCAAUUCCACUCCCAGUUCUUCCUCCCAGAGCUUCAGAGGCGUGUGGAUGAAUGGGCUGCUGUCCCUCGCAUAGGUGAUGUGAUCCAGAAACUGGCACCCUUUCUGAAGAUGUACAGCGAAUAUGUGAAGAACUUUGAGCGCGCAGCAGAGCUGCUGGCCAUCUGGACUGAGAAGUGCCCGCCCUUCCAAGAGGUCAUCACUCGAAUCCAGGUGGAGAGCCUGAAGCUCUAG
Molecule: messenger RNA, 774 nt
Organism: Dromiciops gliroides (monito del monte)
Lineage: Eukaryota; Metazoa; Chordata; Mammalia; Microbiotheria; Microbiotheriidae
Product: FYVE, RhoGEF and PH domain-containing protein 2-like
Exons: 5
Coding region: 163-774 (203 amino acids)
Biological process (GO): filopodium assembly; cytoskeleton organization
Cellular component (GO): cytoplasm
Molecular function (GO): guanyl-nucleotide exchange factor activity
Source: RefSeq, a predicted model, not a curated record